This is a messenger RNA of Naumovozyma dairenensis CBS 421, 879 nucleotides long. It is a transcript of the gene BCP1, whose product is annotated as protein-transporting protein BCP1. Gene Ontology annotation, cellular component: nucleus. The record is from RefSeq and is a predicted model, not a curated record. Bases 1 to 879 code for a protein of 292 amino acids. Lineage: Eukaryota; Fungi; Ascomycota; Saccharomycetes; Saccharomycetales; Saccharomycetaceae. The transcript has a single exon.
AUGGUGCAACCAAUAAAGUUAAGUGAGAUUGUUUCCAGUAGGAAAAGACGUAAUUCCGCAAACGAUAAGGCAAACAAUGGUACUGAUUCGGAAUCUGAAAUUGAUAUCAGUAGUACAGACGAUGAAGCAGAAGAAAAUAACAAAGUGGAUGAUGAAGAAGAAAUUGUGAAUAUUGAUUUCGAUUUCUAUAAUGGUAACCCUGACGUUGAUUUCCAUGCUAUGAAGAAUCUUUCACGUCAAUUAUUAGGGCCUCAAGAAAGUAAUAAGAUUCAAUUGAGUAAUUUGGCUGAUUUGAUUUUGAAAUCUCCUACAACGACUAUCAAAACUGAUGGUACUGAAUCUGAUCCAUAUUGUUUCUUAUCUUUCAUUGACUAUAAGGAGAACAAAGAUAGUGAUUAUGCGAAAUAUUUACAUAGCAAGAUUGAUUCCAAACUGACUAUGUUUUUCAAUAAUAUUGAUAAUUCUUCGAAUAAGACGUGUUCCCUGGUGAUGAGCGAACGUUUGAUUAAUAUGCCACCAGAAGUGGUACCUCCAUUAUACAAGAUUACAUUAGAAGAUGUCACGACUGCCCUUGGAGAUGAUAAACAUUACGAUUUCUAUGUUAUUGUUAGCAGGAAAUAUGAAGUAAAUUUUGACAUGGAUAAUGAUGAUACUGAGACACGUAAAGAUCGUACUAUUAGUAAUGAUAGAUCAAAAAAGAGAGUCAAGAACGAUGAAGUUGAUUAUUUCCAUGAAGAAGAUCGAUUUUUCGAAAAACAUGCAAAGGUUCAUUUCGAAUCUGAAUCACGUAAGGGUAUAAUUAGUUCUUAUAUGGUGAUGGAUCAUGAUGGGUUGGUUAAGAGUAUUUCUGAACUAGAACAAGAAAUCGCGACAUGGUAA